GGGAGCUUCAGCUCGUAGCCAGCAGCAGCCCAGGCUCGGGCGGACUCUCCCGCACGUGGAAUCCGCAGGCGCCGGAACCUCGACCCAGUUGCACGGCGGCGGCUGCAAAGCAACGCGCGCACCGGGCGACGAGCGCAGGGGAAAGCCGCAGAGGUUUCCCGGAGCGGUCCCUGGGGGCGAGCAAAAAUAAUAAUAAUAUCUCAAUUGUUAUUGUUGUUAUUGGGAGUCGAGAGGCCAGCCCCGCGCGCAAAAGUCUGGGACGCGGCUUUGUAACCCGGUGAAACUGACACGGGCAGAGGGCCGCAGCGAGAAGCAUGGAUAACAAUUCGGGUGGUGUAAUCCUGUAUGUGGGCUCAACUGCCGGCUCCAGCCCUACCCCAGGCAGCCCUCCCAGCGGAUAUCUGGUGCCUUCGCCCCAACACUCUCUGCCCUCCUCGUUGGAAGAGCUGACCCUUACUGAGAUCGGGGCCAUCAAGCCACAAACAGCCAGCUCUCCUUCCUCGCCGAAGGUCGCCUUCCAGUUCCCCGAGGCAGUUCGCUAUUCCAACAAAGGCCCGUCGCCUCCAACGCAGAGCAGAGUGCCUGCCGCCAAACAGAAUGGAGCCGCCGGCACCUUUACGAAGACUGGAGGGAUGGUGCUACUCUGCAAAGUUUGCGGUGACAUCGCCUCUGGCUUCCAUUAUGGGGUCCAUGCCUGUGAAGGAUGCAAGGGGUUCUUCCGCCGGAGCAUACAGCAGAACAUCAACUAUAAGAUGUGCGUGAAGAACGAAAACUGCAUGAUCAUGCGGAUGAAUCGCAACCGCUGCCAACACUGCCGUUUCAAGAAGUGUCUGGCUGUGGGCAUGUCGAGAGAUGCUGUGCGCUUCGGACGCAUCCCUAAGCGAGAGAAACAGCGCCUGCUUGACGAGAUGCAGAGCUACAUGAACAGUUUGAACGAGGCCCCCAUGGACGUCGGCCUGAGCCCGGAGGCAGAUGCCCCACCCAGCCCAAACAUCCAAGAAGAGGAAGCCAUCAAUGCCAUCUCAAGGGCUUACCACGAUAUCUUUGUGAGCGGGCAAGACCGCCUGGGCAAGCGCGAAGGCACUCCGGGGGCAGAGGCCUGCCCCUUGACCAACUUCAACGACCAGCAACUUAACAACUCCUAUGGCUACGGGCAGUAUGAAUCGGCUACCUUGCGGUUGUCCAGUUAUGGCUCGCAGGAAUCACCCAGUUACAUGGACAAUAGUCCCCGUUGCUUUGGCAACGAGAUCUUCCAGGCCCAGCAGGCUGGUUAUCUGCACAAUGCUGGGCGUUACCCAGCCUUUGAGUAUGGCUAUCCUGAGACAAAUGCCCAGAGGGGCUGCCCGUGGCGGGGCACAACCAGCCGAGGCAUUGCGUGCCCUCUGAAUGCUAUCUCCUACUGUAGCAACGGCAAGAGCAGCCAGCAGGUGUGGGAAGAGUUUUCUCAGUGCUUUACGCCAGCCGUCAAGGAGGUGGUGGAGUUUGCCAAGAGCAUCCCCGGCUUCCAGUCACUGUGCCAGCAGGACCAAGUGAUGCUACUCAAAGCGGGCACCUUCCAGGUGUUGAUGGUGCGCUUCUCCUCCCUGUUCAGCGCCAAGGAGAAAGUGGUGACCUUUCUGAGCGGGGAGACGUACUCUCUCUGUAGCCUACGCACCAUGGGAAUGGGGUCCCUCUUGGACGCCAUGUUCGAGUUCAGUGAGAAACUCAGUUCUCUGGGCUUGGAUGCUCAGGAGAUGGCUCUUUUCAUGGCUGUGGUCCUUGUCUCAGCAGAUCGCUCUGGCAUCUCUGAUGUGGAUGGUGUGGAGAUCCUCCAGGAGACUUUAAUACGGGCCUUGAGAACUCUAGUAACCAAAAAGCAUCCGGACGACUCCACACUCUUCCCCAAGCUGCUGCUCCGUCUCCCGGACCUGAGGACCCUCAACAACCAGCAUUCGGAGAAACUCCUUGCCUUCCGGAUCAACCCCUAAACCUGCUAGACCAGUCAGCCUCUUAAACCCGAGGAACUGGGGAGAAGAAGAACCGAGUAUCAAGCGAAUCUAACAGAUGGGACUAAAUUUUGCUCUUUGAAAGAAGACGAUGGCGGACAAGGAGCAGAAGGGAUCUGGCAUAGGCGAGGAACCAUUGUCCAUCACAGCUGGGACCUACUCCAGUGCUCCUGGUGAGGAGAUCAGAUACAGGCAGAGAAGCGCAUUGCACAGACAGCGCUCUCCGUGACACUGUGCGGCUUGAAGAUCAUUUCUUUGCUAGAGGAGAUCAAGCAAAUGAACUGGACAUGCAUUGUACUGUUGUUUCAAAAUGUGUGUUAUAUAUACAUCAUUCCCCCCCCCCCAUGUGAUAUUGUCUUGAGGUUCUGUUCUGUAUAUAAAGACAAUGAGAGCAUUGUACAUAAUAGAAAUUAUGGGUAGCUCUUGGGACGAAAAAGCUCUUAGUUCCCUUCUUUAAUCUGCAUGCUACCAUAGCUCCAAGUUUUAGACUUCUUUUGACUCUAUUCCCUGGAGAAAUAGUAGCACAUACGGGGGUGCUAGCUGCUGCAUUGUCUUAAAGAUGUCCAAUAUAUAUUGCAGAUUUUACUGGGUAACUUCUCUUCAGAUCUAAAGUAGAACUACGCAAGCUAGCCGGUUUCUACCACUCCUUCCCAACUGAGCAAGUGGGGGCCACAACCUCUUUUUAAAAAUUUUUGUCUUGUCUGAUGUGGGUAUCUAUAUAGUGUAUAUUUUGUAAAUGUCUCAAAACCACAAAGGAGCUUCCACCAGUACAUAGACAAAGACUUGCACUCAAAAUGGCCGUGGGUGAUGCUAAUGUGAUUUGGAGUUGGUUUCUCAGAAAGGGAGUUCAGAUGGAAGGGGAGAGAGCAUCCUCGGAUGACUCGAUGGGGGAUGAAGAAGACGGCUUUGAUAAGUCAGGAAUCCUACCCUGCCGAGUAAGAUUUAGAAUGACGAGUUUAGUGAAGCUUUGGGGAAGAAAGGGCUAAACAAAACAAACACUCCUAAAUACCGUUCUGUCCAACCUUGCUGGUCCUUUUGGGGUAAUGGUGCUUUUUUGUCCCUGACAGUUUAAAGCUGUGAGUAGUCCCUCUCAGAUUCCCAGUGCCUAGUCUCCCAUGCUAACCUUUAUAGGAUAGGCUCCUUGGAGGCAGAAGAGUGGGAUGCAGAAAUAGACUUGGAAUUCCUGCAUCCUUUGCUGUCUCCAAACUGCCUUUGCUCCUACUGGAUCCCAUCUCUGUUCUAGAGCUGAGGAUAGAAUAACCCUGGAAUUAUGGCAUGCUCACCCUUUCCGAAUCAUCAGCAAACCCCAGAAGGGGAAGGAAUCAGACCUGAAAGUCCUGGUUCCAGCUUCCCCCAUUCCCCAUAACUGCGGUUAUGUCUACUCUGCACUUAAAAAAAAAAAUCAGAUUGUGUGCCAAGAAACGCCAAAAUAUGUGACCUGAAUAAGUUAUGCAAAUGAAACAACUAUGUAAUUAAUUUGCACGAUUUAUUCCCUUACUGCUAGCUGUGAAAUCGGGGGCAGAUGGAGGACUCCGGAAACUCUGGAGAUCCACUGAUCUCUGGGAAUUCUGCUUCUGGGUUUCCCAAAUCGCAAAUGAUGGGGGCAGACCGGUGGCUUCAAACAUGGGUCAUCUGUACGGCAAGAGGGAGGCGUGUCAUUAAACGUGCCAAUGGGGCACGUGGUGUGGAGAUGCUGAAUGCUUUUUUCAGCUUCUGCUUUUACGCCCACAGUCCCCCUCAGCUGGGCUCUGAUUCUAGCUGGAGCAAGGUAGCUGUGGAAAGAAGCUGUGAAAGGAAAAGUGCCAAGGAAAGAGGAUUCCGCAUCAAUUUGGUACUUCAGAUUCAUACUUGUCAAGCUAUCCUGCUCUACAGGUGACUGAGGUGAAAACAUGUUUGAAGAACUGACUCGGACACGUUAGGAUGCCGUUUGGCUUGGGAUUUCACAAGGCCAAGGCUGACAUGUGCGACAUCUCCUCAGCCAUAAGGGCUAGCAACUUAAUUUUUUUAAAAAAAAUAUUUAAAUCUCAGGAUGUUGAAUUCUGUCCCAGAUAGCAUGGGUUGACUCUGUUCCGCCAAGUCUUCUUCCUUUGAAGAAGAACUUAGCAGAAGAGAGUAAUAAAAUCCGAACCCCCAAGGGAAACAUCUUUAAGGAUGCCAUUUGGUAGGCAAACACCCCUCCCCCCCCGCUCGUACUCCUCUGCCGCCCCCCGCCCCGAUCAUUGAAAUGGCAGGUCAGAAACGAGGAGGAAUCUGUGUUGCUCAAUGCAGUGACAUCACUUCUGGAUCCGGAAGUGACAUUGAUGUGUCAAGUGGACAUUCUAGGAAUCUCCCCAAGACCACUGAAUUUGGGGAAAUUCCUAGAGCAUCUCGCAACGAGGCAAUGCCAUUUAUGGUUCUCCGCCUGAACUGACAUCUCUGCCUCGAGUGACACCAAUUUUGGCAACCUCCAUCCACCUCCUGCCUGUUGCCAGCGUAGGUCUGGCAACCUAAACGUGGCACAAUUGCGGACAGGGAUCACCUACAGCUCUGACUAUUAAGCGUCCUGAUAAUGACUUUUCCCCUUCUGAUGCUGUACAUCAGUCUGGGGACCCCAAACCCUUUUUGAAAAAUUUGUAAGAGAGAGGACCAAACAGGGAACAUGGACUCCCUCUUCUUCCCAGUUGCAUCCCACUUUGGGUGUGGCCGGCAUUGAUACAUAUCAGGUGUUCACAUAACCAUGUACAGGAGAUGUCAUGGCAUGAAUAGUCGCUCUCCUGUGUGCAUGACGUGGGGAUGUUAAGUGUUCUUGGCAGGGUGGGAAGGACGCUGCUGCUGCCGUCGCCGUUCAACCCUGCAUUGAAAUAAAACCAAACAUUGCACUUUUCUUAGAAAUCUUGGGGUAGGGGCAGGGAAAGGUAUGAUAUAUAUAUAUAUUAAAAGAGAGAGAGAGAGAGAGAAUUCCCUCCCUAAAGCGGAGUAUAUUUGCUGCAAAAGGAAAAAAAAAGAGAGGGUUUUAUUUGCUGCUGUUGCUGCUGGGAGUCCAAAGACUCACAAAAGAUGCCGACGAGAAAGAGAGAGAGAGUUUAUUUUUUGUCUAAUAUUGAAGUGCAAUAAAUACAUUACAAAUAAAUAAAAACUUGCUUAACAGUGAAA
Messenger RNA from Eublepharis macularius, 5117 nucleotides. RefSeq names its product nuclear receptor subfamily 1 group D member 1-like. The transcript has 8 exons. Gene Ontology annotation, biological process: negative regulation of transcription by RNA polymerase II; cell differentiation; positive regulation of transcription by RNA polymerase II. The coding region runs from base 315 to 1967 and encodes 550 amino acids. Gene Ontology annotation, molecular function: nuclear receptor activity; RNA polymerase II cis-regulatory region sequence-specific DNA binding; zinc ion binding. The record is from RefSeq and is a predicted model, not a curated record. NCBI's taxonomy places the organism in Eukaryota, Metazoa, Chordata, Lepidosauria, Squamata, Eublepharidae.